Molecule: messenger RNA, 402 nt
Organism: Cantharellus anzutake
Lineage: Eukaryota; Fungi; Basidiomycota; Agaricomycetes; Cantharellales; Hydnaceae
Exons: 2
Coding region: 1-402 (133 amino acids)
Source: RefSeq, a predicted model, not a curated record
AUGGCCGUGGAUGGAUAUGACACCCAAUGGUUAUGGGAUACUCACCCAAAUAAUCCCAAUGCCAUAAACGUCCCACCCACAAUCAGCCCCAUUGACACUAUACUGAAGAGUGAAGCUUCAUUCAAUUUGCCACCACAUAAAACGGAGUUCUCAACAGCAGAAGCUGUGUAUGCGAAAGCAUCUACCAUCGAUGGGAAUAUCGAGGCAAUAACAUUGCUUCUUGAUCAGAGUGGUAUUGUGAAGGAAGGAGUUUUUGAGAAAUAUGUCAUCCUUAUUCAUGGGGAUCUUGGGACGAUGGAGAAGAUCAAUGGGAUCUUGAGCUUGCAGCAGAUUGUCAGGGAUCAGCAACGACCCUGGACCCUAUGCCAGCUGCACAUAUGUGCAUGGGAAGUAUGCUGGUAA